CUGAAGCCCAUUUAUCUUCCCAGGAGACAGCUACUUACUGCCGCCCAACAGCCCAGACGCCAAACCAACAACGAACACCCACCAUGACAAUGGAGCUCCAGGAAGCGCAGAAGCUGGUGCUCAGCUACAUGAACGAGGCGGCGGACCAGUUCCAGAAGGUGCCUGGCUCGGCGAUGCUGAUCCGCUACGUCCGGUCCAGUUACCAGAAUGAUCCGGUUCGCUCGGCCAUCGAGCUUAUUCUCGUGGUGUUCUUUGUGAGGUACCUGCUGGCGCCGAGUUACUCGACGCAUAGACAGAAUUUCGUCACGCUGUCGGAAGAGGAGAUUGAUGAUUUGGUGGAUGAGUGGACCCCUGAGCCGCUGGUGGCGCCGUUGACGGCGUUUGAGGAGAGUGUGCAGGAGAAGCUGCCGGUUAUUGUUGGCAUGUCAGGACCGAAAUCGAAGCUUGCCAAUGGCCGCACCGUCACCAACCUCGCGUCAUACAACUACUACAACCUCGUGGCCAACGAACAUAUCAAGGAGAAGGCGAUUGAGACGCUCCGCACCUACGGCGUGGGACCCUGCGGACCCCCUCAAUUCUACGGUACUCAGGAUGUGCACAUGAAGACUGAGGCGGACGUUGCCUCGCAUCUAGGCACGGAGGCGUGUAUUGUGUAUGCGCAGUCGUUCUCUACGAUCUCGAGUGUGAUUCCUGCGUUCAGCAAGAGAGGCGAUAUCAUUGUCGCUGAUAAGGCGUGCAACUAUGCGAUCAGGAAGGGGCUGCAGAUUUGCCGUAGCACGAUCAGGUGGUAUGAGCAUAAUGAUAUGGAGGAUUUGGAGAGGGUGCUACAGAGGGUUGUGAAGGAGCAGGCGAGGAAGCCUCUUACCAGGCGAUUCAUCGUUACUGAGGGUCUCUUCGAGACAGUCGGUGAUUGCGUUGACCUGCCUAAAGUUGUUGAACUCCGCCUCCGCUACAAAUUCCGCCUCAUCCUCGACGAGACCUGGUCCUUCGGCGUCCUCGGCCGCACCGGCCGCGGUGUCACGGAAGCCCAAAACGUCGAUUCCUCCUCCGUCGACAUGAUCGUCGGCUCCCUCUCCGGUCCCCUCUGCGCAGGUGGUGGUUUCUGCGCCGGCUCCACCGACAUCGUAGAGCACCAACGUAUCAGUGCCGCUGCUUACACCUUCUCUGCCGCCCUCCCAGCCAUGAUGGCCACGACGGCGAGCGAGGCGUUGUCGAUGCUGCAGACUAUGCCGGAGAUCUUGGCGGGGUGUCGUGAGAAUAUUAAGGCUAUGCGUGCACAGCUUGAUCCGAGGAGUGAUUGGAUCACGGUUACGAGCGCGGUGGAUAACCCGAUGGUGUUGUGUGUGCUUAAGCCGGAUGUGGUGAAUACGAGGCGGCUGAGCAUGAAUGACCAGGAGCGUGUGCUGCAGGAGUGUGUGGACGAGUGUCUUGCAAACGGAGUACUUAUCACCCGCCUCAAGGCUAUGCCAGUCGCCCCAUCCAGCACCGCCAAGGAGCAGGGAUGGCAGCUACAGCCCGCGCUGAAGGUGUGCGUCACGACGGGCCUGACGAAGAAGGAGACCGAGAAGGCUGGUGUGGUUAUCCGGCACGCGGUCACGAAGGUGAUGACGCGUAAGGCGAACAGUAAGCUCGUCGUACCCCCUACUGCUUAAGUGAGGGUCAGUGCGGAGAGGGUGUAUUGUAUAGAUUAUGAAGAGCUCUGUCGGGAGACGGAUGGGGGUUUAUAUACAGGGGGCUGUACGGGCUACACGAAGAUGCAUUAUUAUAGAUGGGGGGAUUAUGGACGGUCUGGCCGUGAUGGCGAGGACUAUGUUUAAUGUCUAAUACUGGUUUAUCCGAUACUGAAGCCUGCUGGAUAUGAGUCAGUGCUGUGUCCUAUUCUACUGUGAGUGUUGGCAACACCUUGGGGGUCAUCCACAAACGCUUAACUGCACGUGAUGUCCGUGGAAUCCCUUCCGUUACACGUGUUCUGCACACCUCAUCCGAGUUAGGUCUAUCGAUAGUGUUGCUCUCAACUCAUGCCCUUCCCGUAUCAGUCGUUCCUGACUAAAGGGGAAUAUCCGGGCGAGACCCGCCUCUAGAAAACCUGUUGAAACAACGGCGGCUGAUACUUUCUUGGAAAGUACUCCCAACGCAGUAUCUUUACUGGAGUUAUGCACCUGAGCGGGGGAAGGUGGGACGGGAAGUACAGUACAACAUCCGCCCCGUAGACACAGCCAUCGACUUUUCACGAGCUUGCUGCCUACUUUCCAAGGAACUCGAGGGGGAAAGUCGUCGUGGCCCUGGCUGGCUUAGGGCAGGGGUUGGGGAGAGAUCGGCAGUUUGUGAGAUCGUGGGA
Molecule: messenger RNA, 2338 nt
Organism: Pseudogymnoascus verrucosus
Lineage: Eukaryota; Fungi; Ascomycota; Leotiomycetes; Thelebolales; Thelebolaceae
Gene: LCB1
Product: serine palmitoyltransferase component
Exons: 5
Coding region: 84-1652 (522 amino acids)
Biological process (GO): sphingosine biosynthetic process; ceramide biosynthetic process
Cellular component (GO): endoplasmic reticulum
Molecular function (GO): serine C-palmitoyltransferase activity; pyridoxal phosphate binding
Source: RefSeq, a predicted model, not a curated record